CCCAGUAACAGAGAUACCCCAGAGAGAUGUCCCCGUCCUCUGUAUUCCCAGGAUUGUACAGAGGAGAAUCACAGGACCCCACAGGAGGAUCAGUUAGAACACCUGUUUGAUAUUAAAACAGAAGAUACAGAGGGAGAAGAAGAGACAUAUGUGACUGAUAUGAAGGCAGAAGAUAUAGAGGAAGAAGAAGAGACGUAUGUGACUGAUAUGAAGGCAGAAGAUAUAGAGGAAGAAGAAGAGACGUAUGUGACUGAUAUGAAGGCAGACGAUACAGAGGGAGAAGAAGAGACGUAUGUGACUGAUAUGAAGGCAGAAGAUAUAGAGGGAGAAGAAGAGACGUAUGUGACUGAUAUGAAGGCAGAAGAUAUAGAGGGAGAAGAAGAGAUGUAUGUGACUGAUAUGAAGGCAGAAGAUAUAGAGGGAGAAGAUGAGACGUAUGUGACUGAUAUAAAGGCAGAAGAUAUAAAGGGAGAAGAAGAGACGUAUGUGACUGAUAUGAAGGCAGAAGAUAUAGAGGGAGAAGAAGAGACGUAUGUGACUGAUAUGAAGGCAGAAGAUAUAGAGGGAGAAGAAGAGACGUAUGUGACUGAUAUGAAGGCAGAAGAUCUAGAGGGAGAAGAAGAGACGUAUGUGACUGAUAUGAAGGCAGAAGAUAUAGAGGGAGAAGAAGAGACGUAUGUGACUGAUAUGAAGGCAGAAGAUAUAGAGGGAGAAGAUGAGACGUAUGUGACUGAUAUAAAGGCAGAAGAUAUAAAGGGAGAAGAAGAGACGUAUGUGACUGAUAUGAAGGCAGAAGAUAUAGAGGGAGAAGAAGAGACGUAUGUGACUGAUAUGAAGGCAGAAGAUAUAGAGGGAGAAGAAGAGACGUAUGUGACUGAUAUGAAGGCAGAAGAUAUAGAGGGAGAAGAUGAGACGUAUGUGACUGAUAUAAAGGCAGAAGAUAUAAAGGGAGAAGAAGAGACGUAUGUGACUGAUAUGAAGGCAGAAGAUAUAGAGGGAGAAGAAGAGACGUAUGUGACUGAUAUGAAGGCAGAAGAUACAGAGGGAGAAGAAGAGACGUAUGUGAGGGGUGAUCAGCAGUGUAAGGAGGAGGAAAUCCCUACAGAUAUCAGCACAGUAGAUGGCGGCACAAGCAGGAAUGCCUUGGAGGGAGAUCUCUUCUUGUCUGCAGAUACUAAAACAGAAGAUAACAUCACACAGGAUUCUCCAGGAGACAGCGCUGUUAUGCUAAAUAUACAUCCAGUACCUCACAGCGCAGAUAUAUCAUCCAAUCCCUCUAAUCGCGAGGACUGUUCUGCUGAUAACUCAGUUUUUGUUACACAUAGUGCAGCUCAUACACCUGAUAAUAUAUUUCCCUGUUCCGAGUGUGGGAAAUGUUUCACACGGAAAUCACAUCUUAUUAGACAUCAGAGAAGUCACACAGGUGAGAAGCCAUUUCCAUGCUCUGAGUGUGGGAAAUAUUUUAAACAGAAAUCAAAUCUUGUUACACAUCAGAGAAGUCACACAGGUGAAAAGCCAUUUCCAUGCUCUGAGUGUGGGAAAUGUUUUACACAGAAAUCAGAUCUUGUUAGACAUCAGAGAAGUCACACAGGUGAAAAGCCAUUUCCAUGCUCUGAGUGUGGGAAAUGUUUUACACUGAAAUCAGAGCUGGUUAGACAUCAGAGACGUCACACAGGUGAGAAGCCAUUUCCAUGCUCUGAGUGUGGGAAAUGUUUUACACAGAAAUCACAUCUUGUUUCACAUCAAAGAAGUCACAGAGGUGAGAAGCCAUUUUCAUGCUCUGAGUGUGGGAAAUAUUUUAAACAGAAAUCAGAUCUUGUUAGACAUCAAAGAAGUCACACAGGUGAAAAGCCAUUUCCAUGCUCUGAGUGUGGGAAAUGUUUUACACUGAAAUCAGAGCUGGUUAGACAUCAGAGACGUCACACAGGUGAGAAGCCAUUUCCAUGCUCUGAGUGUGGGAAAUGUUUUACACAGAAAUCACAUCUUGUUUCACAUCAAAGAAGUCACAGAGGUGAGAAGCCAUUUUCAUGCUCUGAGUGUGGGAAAUAUUUUAAACAGAAAUCAGAUCUUGUUAGACAUCAAAGAAGUCACACAGGUGAAAAGCCAUUUCCAUGCUCUGAGUGUGGGAAAUGUUUUACACUGAAAUCAGAGCUGGUUAGACAUCAGAGACGUCACACAGGUGAGAAGCCAUUUCCAUGCUCUGAGUGUGGGAAAUGUUUUACACAGAAAUCACAUCUUGUUUCACAUCAAAGAAGUCACACAGGUGAGAAGCCAUUUUCAUGCUCUGAGUGUGGGAAAUAUUUUAAACAGAAAUCAGAGCUGGUUAGACAUCAGAGACGUCACACAGGUGAGAAUCCAUUUCCAUGCUCUGAGUGUGGGAAAUGUUUUACACUUAAAUCAUAUCUUGUUACACAUCAGAGAAGUCACACAGGUGAGAAGCCAUUUCCAUGCUCUGAGUGUGGGAAAUGUUUUACACGUAAAUCACAUCUUGUUACGCAUCAGAUUUCACACAGGAGAAGCAUUACUAUCAGUUGAUACAGGGUUGAAGCAACACUCCUGUCACACACCAUUUUAACACUUUAUGUUAUCCUUCCACAGAUAACUGGAAUGUGUGUCAUUAAUAUAAGAUGACUAGAUCACUCCUGCAAAACUUUUAGUCAUUUCUCCUAUAGAUUUUUCUAUAUAAUAUAUCCUAUAUAUGUAAUUUAGUCUAGAUGUUGCCAGCACUCUCCACAGUAAUACCAGACCACAUAACUGUUAUGUAUGGGUUACAUUGUAUGGAUUUCAGUCACACAGAUAAACGAUAAAACACAUUA
This is a messenger RNA of Pseudophryne corroboree (corroboree frog), 2816 nucleotides long. Its product is annotated as oocyte zinc finger protein XlCOF6.1-like. Gene Ontology annotation, cellular component: nucleus. Bases 160 to 2535 code for a protein of 791 amino acids. NCBI's taxonomy places the organism in Eukaryota, Metazoa, Chordata, Amphibia, Anura, Myobatrachidae. The transcript is spliced from 3 exons. The record is from RefSeq and is a predicted model, not a curated record. Gene Ontology annotation, biological process: regulation of gene expression.